This is a messenger RNA of Nicotiana attenuata, 1101 nucleotides long. RefSeq lists its product as uncharacterized. Bases 1 to 1101 code for a protein of 366 amino acids. Lineage: Eukaryota; Viridiplantae; Streptophyta; Magnoliopsida; Solanales; Solanaceae. The record is from RefSeq and is a predicted model, not a curated record. The transcript has 5 exons.
AUGUCGAUCAAUGAAGAUAUAGCUGAUGCUCAACUUAGAGAGUUGUGGGAUGAGUAUAAAACUCUAGAUCCUACACCUACCUAUGGAUGUCCUGAAUCUAAGAGGCAUACUGAACGUUAUCAGCUGCAGAAACUAUAUCAAUUUUUGACUGGUUUGAAAGAGUCCUAUGAGAAUGCUAAGAACCAAGUUCUAAUGACUAGGCCACUGCCUAACAUAAAUCAGGCCUAUGCCAUGAUUAUCAAUGUGGAGAGUCAAAGAAUGCAUGGGAAAGGUGCUGCUCCCUUAACUGACAAUAAUGAAGUUGCAGCAAUGAUGAGCAAUAAGCCACACAAUACUAAUUACAAUGGAGGGACAACAUGUAUUGCUCAUGCACUUAUGUCACAUCUUAUAGACCAGAAUUGGAUAGUAGAUAUAGUUGCUUCUAAUCAUAUGGUUCAUAGUCUGGAUCUAUUAGAUGAGUAUGAGGAGUUAAUUGGAAAUGAUAGGAACAAGGUACAUUUACCUACUGGAGAGCAAAUAGCUAUUACACAUAAAGGAGUUGCAUCAUUUUUCAAAGAUAAUCCAGUUCAAAAUAUUCUUCAUAUUCCAGAUUUCAAAUAUAAUUUACUCUUAGUUUCAAAGAUCACAAAGGAGUUGCAAUAUCUGGCAAAUGGAAGACCAGUGUCUGGACAACAAGAGCUUCAUAAGCAAAUUUCUACUUCUUUUCCAACUGUAAAUAUUACUUCUGAUGCAUUCAAUAAAUGUGGUAAUCUAGCUACUGAACAGUCUUGUUCUGUGCCCUCUUUGUGGCACAAAAUAUUAGGUCAUGCUCCAUUAAAAGUCUUGCAAAAGCUAAAUGUUGUACCUAGUCUAAAGCUAGAGGAUCAUCACUGUAUUGUUUGUCCUAUUGCUAAACAAUCAAGGCUACAUUUCUCUCAUAGUCUGACUUGUUCUAGUGGUGCAUUUGAUAUUGUACAUGCUUAUGUGUGGAGGCCUUAUAAGAUACCAACUUAUGAUGGUAAAAGAUUGCCCGCUGUGGUAUUACAAGGUAAAUCUCCAUUUGAACAGUUAUUCCACGGGUCACCUUCUCUACAUCAUCUCAAGAUCUUUGGGAGUCCGUGA